AUGCCAGCUGGAUACGGCUUUGACGUCACUGUUGAGACUCUCAAUGGUGCCACUCUUCCCGAAUAUGGGACUUCAAAUCUACGCACGCGCUCGAGCUACGCUCAGCGAACCGUCAGCACUAAAGUCGAAUCGAAGACCGACCAGCAAUUCCGCAUCCGCAUUCGAGCCCCAGGGCCGUUCUUAGACUUCAACGAGAAGGACCUCUCAACUGGCAACAGCAUCGACACUUCCGGCAUGCGCUUGAAGACGAUCUCGGACGGAGGGAAACCUCCUUACGAUGUAGUUGUGCGGAUCUUCAUCGAUGGUACAGAGCGCCGCAAGUGGCCUACUCUGAUCCGCCUGUCGCGUGGGCAAGCGAUCAAGGAAGGUAUAACCCUGGAAGGCUCCAUGGUUCCCAACGGCACCGAUCGUCGGGGUGAGACGCUGUUCAAAGAGUUGAAUUGGGUGUUCAGCGAGAUUGACCUCGAUAUACGCCUGGCCCAGCUGGGCCUGUCUCCACUUGGGAACAGUAGCGAUCCACCGCCAGUAAUGCGCAACGACGAUGGAUCCGGCCCACAUGCAGGCGGAAAAUCAGGCAAAAAAGGUACGAUUGAUAUACGCCUCUACCGCUACAUCGAGGAGAAGGUGUGCGAGCCCGAGCUCACAGAAUGGGAUGAUGGGAUGUCCGAUGUCGAGGGUGCACCGCCUACCAUGUUCAGACCUAGCCGGACCAAGCCUCAGAAGCCCUCCCGCAAGGAUAGCUUCGACCAGCCGUCGGUCUCAACCAAUGACGAUGAAAGUAUCGGACCUGAGAUCACACAUCUAGUUGACCAUGUCGACCGGCAGAAGAAGGCUCGUCUCAAGGAGCCCGUCCGUGGAACCUAUCCUGACGGAAACCAGCCGUACGCCAUUUUCCGAUUCCAGUACAUGGCGCUCUCCAGACUUGUCAGCCUCGGAGUCGCCAACGAGGAUGGAUCGCAGGUCGUGCAGAAGGGACGUCGCUAUCAGAUUCGGAAUAUUCCAACUGUCAGUGUGUCACCUUCUAGCCAGGGAUCCAAGAGAAGGGCUGCUGACGGCGACGAAGAUGCUGUUGCUGUUCUUGCGACUACCGAUGCAAAGCGCAAGAAGGUCGAAGCGCAGAGCACUAAACCUACUGCCGGCCCACAAAUGACCUUGCCGGUUAGGCUUAGAGGUGGCCCGCAGACUCGCUGGAUGAGCGCCCAGCAGCAACAAGCUAAGCGCAGCACUCGCAGCACGAGUUCUGGGACUCAAAGCACAUGGUUGACCAUCGCCAAAAGCCUCGAGCUCAAUUAA
Cyphellophora europaea CBS 101466 is the source of this 1293-nucleotide messenger RNA. RefSeq lists its product as uncharacterized. The transcript has a single exon. The record is from RefSeq and is a predicted model, not a curated record. NCBI's taxonomy places the organism in Eukaryota, Fungi, Ascomycota, Eurotiomycetes, Chaetothyriales, Cyphellophoraceae. Bases 1 to 1293 code for a protein of 430 amino acids.